Molecule: messenger RNA, 2847 nt
Organism: Lactuca virosa
Lineage: Eukaryota; Viridiplantae; Streptophyta; Magnoliopsida; Asterales; Asteraceae
Source: the annotation of a GenBank genome assembly
UGUAGUUCAUCACAUAUAUAAUAUAUCUAUGUAUAUCUAUGCAUGUGGGGUUACAUGUAUGUGUGUGUGUGAGGUUAUAGAUAUCCCCUCGACUCACCCUUUCAUCUCUUCACACACAGAGAGAGACAGUCUCUCUAUCUCUCUCUAAGCUCUUCGUUUUGGGUUUCUUUUACAGGAUCCGUGUCUUCGUGUGGGUUUCAUAAAUCUCGGAAUAAAUUACAGAUCUGAUUUGGGGAGAUUGGUUCUGGCCAUUCUCGUCUUUAAUUGCCUCGAUUCUUGUGACCUUUCUGAAAAUAGUAUGAAUCGUUCUUUAUGAAAAAGAAAGAAAAAUUCGGAGUGGGUUUUCUUUGGAAUUAUUCGCCAAUUCAUCUUUACUCAUCAAGUGUUCACAACAACAAAAAAAGCUAUUGAUUGGGUGUUUGUUAUAGUGAUAAAAGAAUCUUUGUUAACUUUUCGUUGGUUUACUGUAAAAAAAAGUAAAAGAAAAAAAAGAAAACACACGUAGUAUUCAUUCUCUCUUUCUCUCAGUCAGUAGGCAUAAUCAUAGGCCCCCCAAAACAAAAAUCAUGAAAUUGGACCAAAAUUUCGGAUGACUUUUUUUAAUUAAAGUGAAUCCGACAUGGAAAGGGGCCAAUUAGCGUUGUCGGCAACAACGUAUGGAAUCCACCGGAUCUUGACAAACUUUUCUUGUUUUUCCACAUCUUGUGCCAUCAGAUCUGCACUUACUUCCACCUCUGUUUUUUACUCUUUCUUUGACUUUGAUUUCUGUUCUUUACCUUCUAUUAGUAUUUAGUACACGAAUCAUCUAGAUCUGUUUCUGAACCGGGUUUGUCUCAAAACUCUUUUUUGAGUAAUUCGUUCCAAUUUUAGGUAUAAAUUUGUGGUGAAAAAAGAAAAAGAAAAAGAAAUGAAGUAUAAAGAUGAUAAACCAGGAAGACAACCUGAAAAAAGUUCAAGAGUGGUAUCUAUAGCAAUAUCAUUUGUGGUUCUAUGUGGGCUUUCAUUUUAUCUUGGUGGGAUCUUUUGUUCCGAAAAGAACAAAAUUUCUAGUGUGCAAAUUGGUAAAGAAGUCGAAUCCAUUGAUCAAACUGUUUCUAGUCCGAUUCAAGUGAAAUCAGUUUCAUUCCCCGAAUGCAGUCCUGAAUUACAGGAUUAUACCCCCUGCACCGAUCCUAAGAGAUGGAUGAAAUACGGGCGGCACAGGCUGACGUUCAUGGAACGUCAUUGUCCGCCAGUAUUUGAUAGGAAAGAAUGCUUGAUUCCACCACCAGACGGCUACAAGGAGCCGAUCAGAUGGCCAAAGAGCAAAGACGAAUGUUGGUAUAGGAAUGUCCCGUAUGACUGGAUCAACAAACAGAAGUCGAACCAGCAUUGGUUAAGGAAAGAAGGGGAGAAAUUCUACUUUCCGGGUGGUGGUACUAUGUUUCCCAAUGGUGUUAGUGCUUACGUUGAUUUGAUGCAAGAUCUUAUUCCGGGGAUGAAAGAUGGAACUGUCCGUACAGCCAUUGAUACCGGAUGUGGGGUGGCUAGCUGGGGAGGCGACUUGCUUGAUCGUGGCAUUUUAACGGUGUCUCUUGCCCCCAGAGAUAACCAUGAAGCUCAAGUUCAGUUCGCGUUAGAGCGUGGGAUUCCGGCAAUUCUUGGAAUUAUAUCAACACAACGUCUCCCAUUCCCAUCAAAUUCAUUCGACAUGGCUCAUUGCUCAAGAUGCCUCAUCCCAUGGGCAGAAUUCGGUGGGAUUUACCUUCUUGAAGUACACAGGAUCUUGCGUCCGGGAGGAUUUUGGGUGCUAUCGGGCCCACCCAUAAACUACAAGCGUCGAUGGAGAGGUUGGAACACGACGAUUGAAGAUCAAAAGUCCGAUUACGACAAGUUGGAAGAACUUCUGACUUCGAUGUGCUUUAAAUUGUACAACAAAAAAGACGAUAUUGCUGUUUGGCAGAAAACCACCAAUAACGAUUGCUACAAACAGCUCGAUGCUCCCGAUAACUAUCCACCAAAAUGCGACGACGGGACUGAACCCGAUUCCGCCUGGUACACUCCGUUGAGGCCGUGUGUGGUGGUGCCGAACCCUAAUUUGAAGAAAUUGGGGUUGGGAUCGAUCUCAAAUUGGCCGGAACGAUUGCACGAGGCUCCGGAUCGGAUCGGUGAUGUUCGUGGUAGCAGUGCUGGAGACUUCAAUCGUGAUGAUAAAAAAUGGAAAAAUAGAGUGAAGCAUUACAAAUCGUUGCUUCCGGUUCUUGGAACUGAUAAAAUACGGAACGUGAUGGACAUGAACACGCGAUAUGGAGGUUUUGCCGCCAGUUUGAUUGAUGAUCCGCUUUGGGUCAAUGAACGUGGUGUCGUCUUAUGCUCCCAAUACACUUCCGGUGGUUUACGAUCGGGGACUCAUCGGAACUUUCCAUGACUGGUGUGAGGCAUUCUCGACGUAUCCUCGAACAUACGAUCUUCUUCAUGUAGACAGCCUAUUUACAUCUGAAAGCCAUAGGUGUGAGAUGAAAUACGUGUUGUUGGAAAUGGAUCGGGUCUUGAGGCCAAACGGGUACGCCAUAAUUAGGGAAUCAAGCUAUUUUGUAGAAGCAGUUGCGAAGAUAGCAAAGGGGCUGAGAUGGAGUUGUCGUGUAGAAGCCACCGAAGAUGGUAAUGAAAAAGAAAAAGUUUUGAUAUGUCAGAAGAAACUCUGGUACUCGCAGCAGAACUCAUAGCAACAAUAUCAGAAAAAUGUGUCAUUUUUUGUUUCAAUAUUAUAUAUAUAAAAUUUAAGUGUUCAAGAAAAGGAAAGAUUAGUUAACUCAAUUAAAAUCAUGUUACUAUAUUAGGAUAGAUGUCUCAUGUCUGUUGUAGAAG